AUGUGGCUUUUGGGCGGUGGAAGUGGUGAUUCCGCCUACAAAACAAAUAUCGAAGAAGCUAAUAAACAUUUGAAUGCCUUAGCUAAAAGGGUAGAAGAGCUGGAGGCGGCUCUUGAGGAGCAGAAGGCGGAAAUGGAUAGAAAGGAUGUGCUUUAUUCGGAAUCCGUGAAGGAACUGCACGAACUGCGAGAUCAAGAAACAGCCGCACUCCAUGCCAAAGUUAAAGAAUAUGGGUCUACUAUUCGGUGUCUGGAAUCAGACAUCCGACGUCGUGAUACUGAAUUAAAUAUUCUUCGACAGCGUUGUCGUAUACUAGAUGAAAUCUUGCGAUACAAAGCGAGUCUCGCUAAGCUUACAAUUACCCUCGAACAAGCCGAACAAUACUCCAAGUCCAUUUACCGAACUACCCAAGAUCAGCGACUUGCGGGCGCAUCUGAGGUCAUGGUGCAUGUGGAUCCCACUCCCCGUCCUACCAAGUCAAUUGAGUAUCUUGUUGAUGAAGUGCCUGAUGACGAGAUAAUUGACCGAGUCGGCGAGGCGUAUGUGAAUGGUGAGAAAGAAAAGCUGAAAAAAUCUGCCCCUACCUUAGCCGAAAAAGCGGCGAAGACGGAAGUUAUGCCUUGA
This is a messenger RNA of Dibothriocephalus latus, 624 nucleotides long. The record is from the annotation of a GenBank genome assembly. NCBI's taxonomy places the organism in Eukaryota, Metazoa, Platyhelminthes, Cestoda, Diphyllobothriidea, Diphyllobothriidae.